Messenger RNA from Coprinopsis cinerea okayama7#130, 711 nucleotides. RefSeq lists its product as hypothetical. The coding region runs from base 1 to 711 and encodes 236 amino acids. Lineage: Eukaryota; Fungi; Basidiomycota; Agaricomycetes; Agaricales; Psathyrellaceae. The transcript has 2 exons. The record is from RefSeq and is a predicted model, not a curated record.
AUGUUUGCGUGGCCAGGCUUGCUUGCUGCAGAACAGCAGCAGCCUUCCUCGACAAACCGCAAUGUCCAUCAACAACUCGACCACCAGUCGCCCUCGUCGACAGCGAUGGUCAUCGAAGACUGGACGACGCCCGCGACGACAAAGGAUCGCCCUGCCCCACCGUUGACCGCCGCCAGUCAGUCGACAACUACAGUUGCCGGUUCAAACUCACCGACAGCGCCCACCGUCUCCGCAACGACAUCCACCAUAGAACUCUCCGAUUUCCCCACUCUCGAUGAUUUUGCUGCCUGUGCACGGUCCAGCCGCCUGUUUUGGCAGUUUGAAAUAGUCGCUGACGACCACCUUGCCAGGAGCGACGAACAACAACUCGAUGAUUUCUCCCCCGUUUUACCCCGGAUACAAUUAUUAUUCGAUGCCAUACCCGUAUUGGGGUGCGCCACAGUCGACAACGGUCCCCGUAUCCAAUUACUCGACCCUAAACGGCGCGACCAAUCCCACUGGCCCAACCACAAGCCAGCCUCAGGGACAGCACCAACCGGCACGGCAAACGACAAUAGAAACGGCGGAUCUACAAUCCCACUCAUCCCACUCCCAAUCCUCCACACCUCAAACCCAAGGGCAGCCACAGCAGCAACCACAACAUCCGGGUGGCUCCCAGUCAAUGUCUGUCGAGUCUGUGUCCUUCCGUGGCCACUCGGUGCAACCCACUGA